Kockovaella imperatae is the source of this 1497-nucleotide messenger RNA. Its product is annotated as ZIP zinc transporter-domain-containing protein. The record is from RefSeq and is a predicted model, not a curated record. Gene Ontology annotation, biological process: zinc ion transmembrane transport. Gene Ontology annotation, molecular function: zinc ion transmembrane transporter activity. Gene Ontology annotation, cellular component: plasma membrane. NCBI's taxonomy places the organism in Eukaryota, Fungi, Basidiomycota, Tremellomycetes, Tremellales, Cuniculitremaceae. The transcript has 6 exons. The coding region runs from base 1 to 1497 and encodes 498 amino acids.
AUGGUCAAGGCUUCUCAAGUCCUGUUUUUCACUCUUCUAUCCUCCUCUGGUAUUCAAGCUCAGCUGGUGCCUGUGCCGUUCAAUCCCAUUGCGACUUCGCUUGGACCAGCACCAACGGAAUCGAUCGGAUGUCUCAUUCGUGAUGGAGAUUGGAGCUGUGCAGCUGCUAGACAGACAGUGGUCAGCAGUAGAGUCCAGAGCACUGGCACGUCCAACGCGUCUCCCAACAGCGCCAGCUCAACGAGCAUAUCUCCACCUCCGACAGAGAGCUCCAGCUGUGUCCUUCACGGAGAUCAUUACCACUGCGACGAGGAUCAUUCGGACGGCACGCCAACGAUAGGUCAUCCUUCCAUCGCGAGUUCAACCCAAAGCUCGAACUGCGUCUGGCAUGAAAUCCACUGGGACUGCUUUGAAUCUCCGGAGGAGGCGGAUCCAGCUCAUCAAGCAGAUGAGUUGGGAGAGUGUAUCAUCCACGUCGGUCACACACAUGGCGAUUGUUCUGCUGAGCAGCUAGCAUGUGGUGUAGUCCUUCUUGAGGACUACCACAUGCCACUUCACAUCGGCUCUAUCUUUAUCGUCCUCAUUACAUCCGGUCUCGGCGUCCUCAUUCCUAUCCUGACUUUCUGGUUUCGAAAGGGGAACGAUGGGUCAGAGCUCGACCUUGAGUCCGGCGCCAGAUUUGGCAGAGAGACGGGAAUCUGGGGCAACGUGUUCUUCCUCGCGAGACACUUUGGAUCUGGCAUCAUCAUGUCUACGGCUUUUAUCCAUCUACUAUACCACGGCUUUGUCAUGUUCGCCAAUGAGUGCGUCGGGGAUCUCCUGUUCGAAUCCACCGCUCCGGCCAUCGCGAUGGCCGCUGCAGUCCUGACGUUCAUGUUGGAUCUCGUUGGUAGACGAUACAUGCACUCGUCAGGGAUGGAAGAUACUCCGCAGCUCCCUGGGAUCGACAAGACGGAGAUCCUCCCACCUGCCAAUCAUGGCAUUGGCCAUGGCCAUCACUUUGAUGCUGCGCUCGCUGCUGAACGGAGUUGGCAAACUCUGCUGUUGGAGGCCGGAAUCAUAUUCCAUUCCAUUAUGAUCGGAGUGACAUUGGGCGCCAGUAGUGGGGACGGGUGGACCACGCUGCUCAUCGUCAUUGUCUUUCAUCAGUUCUUCGAGGGCUCGGCACUAGGUGUAAGGAUAGCCCUAUUGUCUUGGCUGUCCAAGUGGAAGACAUUGAGUAUGGGCCUGGCGUUCACAGUGAGUUGUACCGUUGGCAUCGGGAUAGGUAUCGGCGUCCGGGGGUCAUUCUCUCAAAACGGUAAAGCCUCUCUACUCUCAGUAGGCAUACUCAACUCAAUUUCAGCCGGGAUCUUGUUGUACACUGCUUUCAACCUCCUCGCGGAAGAUUUCGUCAAUGGACCGCUGAGACGAGCGGGAUUGUUCAAGGUAGUCUCCGCUUUGGCUGCCUUUUUUGCCGGUCUCGUAGCUAUGAGUGUGCUUGGGAAGUGGGCCUGA